GAUGAUUUUCACAGAAGUAACAACUUAAGUUAUUUAACAGAGAUGGUUGUUUUAUGUCCACAAAAGCUGCCUUGUUGGGGUACUUUUGUGAGAUCAUCUAAGCAAUUUGCAAAGAUAAUUUUCACAGGAAUAAUUGCCAAGUUAUUUAAUGGAGGUUGUUAUUUUAUGUCCACAAAAGCAACUUUAUGUUGUUUUUGUGAGAUCGUCUAA
Molecule: messenger RNA, 210 nt
Organism: Dentiscutata erythropus
Lineage: Eukaryota; Fungi; Glomeromycota; Glomeromycetes; Diversisporales; Gigasporaceae
Source: the annotation of a GenBank genome assembly